Habropoda laboriosa is the source of this 1631-nucleotide messenger RNA. RefSeq names its product protein wntless (gene wls). Gene Ontology annotation, biological process: Wnt protein secretion; intracellular protein transport; Wnt signaling pathway. Gene Ontology annotation, molecular function: Wnt-protein binding. The transcript has 13 exons. Gene Ontology annotation, cellular component: endomembrane system; organelle membrane. The record is from RefSeq and is a predicted model, not a curated record. NCBI's taxonomy places the organism in Eukaryota, Metazoa, Arthropoda, Insecta, Hymenoptera, Apidae. Bases 1 to 1596 code for a protein of 531 amino acids.
AUGCAAGGAACAAUUAUUGAUAAUUUGAGCGGCAGGAAGCUUUCGGUACUUGUUAUAUUACUGAUUAUCGCACAAAUAGUUUGUUUUCUAAUAGGCGGGCUCAUUGCUCCAACUCCAGCUAGUAGUCAAAAUAUACUUGGUACUCCUUGCAAGGAUAUUCGAGUAAAUGGAUCUGAACCUGGAGGAAGAAAAUGGUUUUAUUCAAGAGGAAAAGGAUCUUGCACUCCUGUUGAUAUGAAUCGUUUUAAUUUUGAUAGUCAUCAUCAGGCAUAUCAAGUUGUCUAUACAUUUCAGAUGCCUGUGCCUCGAAAUAGUAUGCAACUUGAUUACUCACGAUGGCAACAGAAUUUGAUAGGUGUUCUACAAGUGGAUAUUGUUUAUCACAAUCAGAUAGAAAUUGCUCCUAGGACUAAGAUAACAUUGGAUGCAAGACUUGCUUAUAGAAACAAAGGAGAUCCAGAUGAUGCUUGGAAACCAUAUGCUUCUUCUGUAGUAGAAAGAAUUCUAGACUGCAGUAUUGAUGAUGCAAUGGAACAGUAUAAUUAUAAUUGUAGUGUGGUGCCCUUGUUUGAACUUGGAUCCCUAUUUCAUGAUUAUUAUUUUUUAAAUAUUCGACAUAUAACUGAUUUAUGGCUUACAGCUAUUAAUCAAAAUGGUGGAUUUACAAAAGUAUGGGUCAGUUUGAAGACCAUUUAUUUCCCAGUUGUUUUAUGUGUUCUUGCUUGGUACUGGAGGAGAGUACAUAUGCUUUCUAGAUCACCAGCCCUUUUGGAGUACUUACUUUUAGCACUAGGCAUAGCUCUAUCAUUUUUGAAUAUGCCUUUGGAAUAUUUAACACUUGCCUACGACAUGCCAUUUAUGCUUUUAUUGGGUGACAUCAGACAAGGAGUAUUCUAUGCAAUUCUUUUAUCCUUCUGGCUUGUGUUUGCUGGAGAACAUCUUAUGAUUCAGGAAGGUGAACAAAGAAAUUCUUUAAAAUGUUACUGGCGUCAUCUUUCUGCAGUAGGCAUCGGGUGUCUAUCAUUAUUUGUAUUUGACAUGUGCGAACGCGGGGUACAAUUAAGAAAUCCAUUCUACUCAAUUUGGGUCACAGAUUUCGGAACUAAAUUUGCUUUAUCAUUUAUAAUCUUAGCUGGAGUAUCUGCUGGUGUGUACUUAAUAUUCUUGUCUUACAUGAUAUGGAAAGUAUUCAUGAAUAUCAGUGCAAAAAGGGCUGCAUUACCCAGUAUGAGUUCGGCUCGACGUUUACACUAUGAGGGUGUAAUAUAUCGAUUUAAAUUUUUAAUGAUAGCUACACUGUUGUGUGCAUCUUUAACAGUUAUUGGAUUUAUCCUUGGCCAGGUUGCAGAAGGGCAAUGGAAAUGGGAUGAGGAAUUGCAUUUGGAAAUGACAUCAGCAUUUUUUACUGGUGUGUACGGAAUGUGGAAUAUUUACAUUAUAGCGUUAUUGUGUUUAUAUGCACCUUCACAUAAACAGUGGCCUAUUGAACCAUCCGAAAAUAGUAUUAGCGAAGAGAUUGAAUUCUCACGUUUAUCUACCGAUCCUAAUGAAAUGCUGUCCCUGACAGCGUUUGCACGAAAAGCAGCGGUAGAAUAAAUAGUAUACAUUUUUUAUAAGAAAUAGAACAGUGG